AUCUCCCCGCGCCGGCCGAGGCGGGGCAGCGACGGAGGGAGGAUGCUGAGCCGCCUGCAGGAGCUGCGCAAGGAGGAGGAGACGCUGCUGCGGGUCAAGGCGGCGCUGCACGACCAGCUCAACCGCCUCAAGGUGGAAGAACUGGCCCUCCAGUCUAUGAUCAGCGCCAGGGAAGAGAAUGUGACAGUAUCUUCAGCGGGUUUACUGGAGGAGCAUCAGAAUAUGGACAAUGAAGCAGAGAUUAAUCAAACUAAACUGCAGCUGCAUGUCGGGGAAGAGGAGGAGGAGGAAGAAGAGGAGGAAUCAGACUCCUAA
Molecule: messenger RNA, 315 nt
Organism: Euleptes europaea (tarantolino)
Lineage: Eukaryota; Metazoa; Chordata; Lepidosauria; Squamata; Sphaerodactylidae
Gene: SNAPC5
Product: small nuclear RNA activating complex polypeptide 5
Exons: 3
Coding region: 43-315 (90 amino acids)
Biological process (GO): transcription by RNA polymerase II; transcription initiation at RNA polymerase III promoter
Cellular component (GO): nucleus
Source: RefSeq, a predicted model, not a curated record